AUGAAAUCUUCUGGUUUAUCCGAAUGGAGUUAUCAUUCUGUAUCUACGGAUAGCAACAGCAAAAAAGGUGUGAAACUUUCACAAAAUACUAUUCUCAGAUACAAUAUUACUAUUGGUCGUCGUGUUUGGCUUCGUUCAUCUUGUACAGCUAUAUACGUCGAUAACACAUGGUAUUCAUCCGAUGAUAAUACACUACCAUUAACUGGCAUUAGUUAUACAAGUGGUUUUGAUCCAAAUCUCGGUGAUUAUCGAGAUUUUCAAUUAAGCUAUGAUCUUGUUCGCGACGGAAUACAUACGACAAUCGUUGGUCACAUACGCGAUUGGUAUGGUGCUUCAGGAAUUUCGUUUCAUUUAGAUACUGGUGAUCAAAUUAUGACGAACAUCGUCCCUCUUGACAUGGAUCAUGUUCGUACAGUUUUUCCAUCGUUUUGUAUUGAACAAAUGGAUCAAAAUGAUCAACGAGGUUAUUUUACAUUCGAAGAAGAAAUGUCAGGCGAUGAUGGUAAACAUGCAGGUUGGUGGAAUUCAUCCAGUAAAGUCAUUCGAUCAGGAAUACAAGGUGGCCAUGUUGUUCUUUUUAAUUUAACUCAACAAGGAGAAGGUGAUAUAUUAGUUCUUUCAUCAUUUUCUCAAUUUAUGGCUACCUCAUUAAGUCAAACGAAUAACAACAUAUUAGAAUUUGGUGUGAUCGGCUCAAUGCUAUCAAUAUCAGCUAAUUAUAUUCAUGCCAUGAUGGUUUUUUUAUGCAUCAAAUGUAAGAAAGCAUUACCAAUUGGUAAUGAUUCAUUUUGGAUUGAUUUAUUUACUCAAGCACAUUAUUGGGGUCUUAUUCUUUAUGAACAAGAUUGGCUUGAUCGGCAAACAAUUGAUUUUUUACCAACACGGACUGAUAUUAAUCUCGGACGUCAAUGGCUAAUAUCGAUGGGUGAAGCAGCAGACAAAAUUGGACUAAAUAUACAGUAUUGUAUGAGUUUACCACGUCAUAUUCUCAGCGCUUUACAAAUUCCACGCGUGACUCAAGCACGAACAUCACCGGAUUAUGCUGUUCAUCUUGAUGGUAAAGGACAACAAUGGACUAUAGGAAUAUCAAGCAUGUUUGCUGAUGCUAAUGGUUUAGCACCAUUCAGAGAUGUGUUCUGGUCUACCUCAUUACAACCCGGAUCGCCUUAUAAACCAAAUGCUGAAGAAGUACUUUCAGAACGAGAAAUACUUAUUGCGACUUUGUCCACAAGACCUGUCAGUCCUGGAGAUGCUAUUAAUUAUACCAAUGCACAACAUAUCAUGAAAUGUUGUCGUGAAGAUGGUUUGAUUUUGAAACCAGAUAGACCAUUGACCAUGAUUAAUAGAUUAGUAUCGGACUGGGCUUUUCAUGAUGGUGUAUCACAGGGUGAACUUUAUUCUACAAGAACAAAUAUGUAA
This is a messenger RNA of Rotaria sp. Silwood1, 1419 nucleotides long. The record is from the annotation of a GenBank genome assembly. Lineage: Eukaryota; Metazoa; Rotifera; Eurotatoria; Philodinida; Philodinidae.